Molecule: messenger RNA, 678 nt
Organism: Fusarium keratoplasticum
Lineage: Eukaryota; Fungi; Ascomycota; Sordariomycetes; Hypocreales; Nectriaceae
Exons: 6
Coding region: 1-678 (225 amino acids)
Source: RefSeq, a predicted model, not a curated record
AUGAAGACCACUGCUGCUCUCGCCACUCUUUCGGCCCUCAUCCAACAUUCCAUCGCCAACCUCGAUGUAGUUACUCUCUACGCCAAGCCCAAUGCAUACAUCCAGGAGGCUUCUGCCACGCUUGUUGUUGGAGAUGUCCCUAGCCCCAUCACUGGAGAUGUCGCUCUGUGGAGUGCCAUUAUGAUGGAGAACCAGGCUUCUUUCCUCCAGGGUGUAACAGAGAAUGCUCCUCAGGGUCUCGGAUAUUGCACCGACCUCGGAAAGCAGUGGUGCAACUUUGCAUAUGCUCUUGUCAACCAGAGCUCUGAACCUAAGAACGGCAAGCCAGUCAAGGCCGCCCCAGGAUCUCGUAUCAAGACGCACUACAAGCUGAACUCUCAGACGCAGAUGUGGGACCAGAACCUCUACAUCAAUGACAAGCUAAUGUCCAGUGUCUCCACCAGCCAGGGACAGCAUGGCGAAAUCUUUUACAUCUCAGUCGAGUGUGCAGCUGGCACUUGUGCCACUGCUCCUGCCCACAGCUGGGAAGACAUUUCUAUCACGCUGAGUCAGGCUGACUCAACCUUUGGCCGUUCCGGAGGCUGGCAGUACGGUGCCACUGGUGGAAAGAUGUCGACUCCAGAUGGUGGCAAGACUUGGCGCUUCACUACCCUGAAGGUCCCAGCCACUAACCCGUAG